Molecule: messenger RNA, 1254 nt
Organism: Sinocyclocheilus grahami
Lineage: Eukaryota; Metazoa; Chordata; Actinopteri; Cypriniformes; Cyprinidae
Product: WD repeat-containing protein 18-like
Exons: 9
Coding region: 17-1207 (396 amino acids)
Biological process (GO): rRNA processing; DNA-templated DNA replication
Cellular component (GO): rixosome complex; nuclear pre-replicative complex
Molecular function (GO): protein binding
Source: RefSeq, a predicted model, not a curated record
GCUUUGUGAAUCCAACAUGUCGGCGCCCGUGGAGGUAGUUCUGUGUGCAGAUUCAGCGGGUCAGCUGUUUAACUGCGCGGUUUUCGACCCUCAUUCCGGGUCAGAGUUCUUGUCUUAUCGCGGGGGCAACACCUCUUCCCGGUCUUUAACAGUCCUGAACGGAGAAUACAUAUUAGGAGCUCAACUCGGCAAGAACUUCAUCAACGUGUGGGAGAUCCAAAGAAAGGACCAGCUGCAGCAGAAGAUUGUGUGUCCUGGGAUCGUUACGUGUCUCUGUGCGUCUCCUGAUGGUCUCUGUGUACUGGCAGGCAUUGCUGAAGCUAUAUACCUGUGGGAGGUAAUGAAAAAUUGUGUAUUGUGUUUCAGCGUUGUUCAGUUGGAUUCAUCCCGCAUACCAGAACCGCUUCACAUUCUUUCUCGCCACUCCCUCCCCAUCACCGACAUCCACUGUGGCCUGAUGGGACCACAAGCCCGUGUUGCCACCGCAUCCCUGGACCAAACCGUUAAGGUCUGGGAAAUUUCAUCGGGGGAGAUGCUCCUGUCCGUUCUCUUCGAUGUUGGCAUCAUGUCAGUGACCUUUGACCCCUGCGAGUAUUUCCUGUUCUGCGGAGGUAGUGACGGCAAUAUUUUUCAGGUGUCUCUCUGCAGCACGAGUAUAAAGCGGGAUAAAACCUUCCAGACGGACAGCGACGGCAAUCAGGUGUUUAAAGGACACAGAAAUCUGGUGACAUGUUUGUCUGUGUCUAUGGACGGGACCCUCCUGCUGUCCGGCUCCAACGACGAGACUGUCAGGAUGUGGGAUGUUCAGAGCAAGCAGUGCAUAUGGUCCAUCAACCACAAGGGUCCUGUUACCAAUGCCGCUAUCAUCCCAGCACCUGCCAACAUGUUCCUUGCUGACAGUCAUCCAGCCGUCCCACUGCCACGGUUCAGUCGCCACCUGAACCCCUCCGAGCAGGGUGACGGCACGAGCUCUGGAGGCAUGUGUCUGAGACUGGGAGCCAACACGCAGGAGCCGGAGGGGACGUAUUUGGAGAAGGCAGACGAGCUCUACUCUCUGAUGUGUGCUGUCACAGACAAGAGUGUGUUUGGUGAUGGGGAGAACACUAAGGUACGAGUGUCUGAACUGGAGGAGGAGGUGAAGACCCUGAAGAAGAUCAAUAAAGAUCUGUAUGAGUUCUCCACUCAACUCCUGACCAAACCCAACUAGAAGAGCUUUCAGAAGUCCUCCGUCGGAACAGUCGGAUCAGUACGAGA